GGCAGUACGCGGUGAGGCUCACUCCCUCCAAGAGUCCAGGAGCGCCCGAGCGGAGAGGCGGCCCGGGAGCAGGGGGGCGGCCCCCACUCCGGCCGGGUGCCCGGCCCCUGGCCCCUGCCUGCCCUCUAGAUCGCCGCCGCAGCCGCCGCUACUGGGAGUCUGCCUGUUGCAGGACGCACUAGCCCUCCCUCCAUGGAGUUCGGCCUGCUCAGCGAGGCAGAGGCCCGGAGCCCUGCCCUGUCGCUGUCAGACGCUGGCACUCCGCACCCCCAGCUCCCAGAGCACGGCUGCAAGGGCCAGGAGCACAGCGACUCAGAAAAGGCCUCGGCUUCGCUGCCCGGCGGCUCCCCAGAGGACGGUUCGCUGAAAAAGAAGCAGCGGCGGCAGCGCACGCACUUCACCAGCCAGCAGCUACAGGAGCUAGAGGCGACCUUCCAGAGGAACCGCUACCCCGACAUGAGCACGCGCGAGGAGAUCGCCGUGUGGACCAACCUCACCGAGGCCCGCGUGCGGGUGUGGUUCAAGAACCGGCGCGCCAAAUGGCGGAAGCGCGAGCGCAGCCAGCAGGCCGAGCUAUGCAAAGGCAGCUUCGCGGCGCCGCUCGGGGGGCUGGUGCCGCCCUACGAGGAGGUGUACCCCGGCUACUCGUACGGCAACUGGCCGCCCAAGGCGCUUGCCCCGCCGCUCGCCGCCAAGACCUUUCCAUUCGCCUUCAACUCGGUCAACGUGGGGCCUCUGGCUUCGCAGCCCGUCUUCUCGCCACCCAGCUCCAUCGCCGCCUCCAUGGUGCCCUCCGCCGCGGCUGCCCCGGGCACCGUGCCAGGGCCUGGGGCCCUGCAGGGCCUGGGCGGGGGCCCCCCCGGGCUGGCUCCGGCCGCCGUGUCCUCCGGGGCCGUGUCCUGCCCUUAUGCCUCGGCCGCCGCCGCCGCCGCGGCUGCCGCCUCUUCCCCCUACGUCUAUCGGGACCCGUGUAACUCGAGCCUGGCCAGCCUGCGGCUCAAAGCCAAACAGCACGCCUCCUUCAGCUACCCCGCUGUGCACGGGCCGCCCCCGGCAGCCAACCUUAGUCCGUGCCAGUACGCCGUGGAAAGGCCCGUAUGAGCGGCCCCGCCCGUAGAUCAUCCCCGAGGGCGGGGGCAACGAUUCACAGCCUCCGCGGACUGGGGUCAUUUUGACUGGCUUGCUCCCGCCCCAGGGUCUGAAAGGGGUGUUUGGGCAGCUGGGGGGCACCGGCUCAGGAGAGGGCCUUCCCCUCCCAGCCCUGAGGGGUGGACUAGGCCCUACACACAGACCGCGCCCCUGGGACUAAAGCCAGGAACAGGGACCAGCUCCCCGGGGGCCAACUCACCCUUGGCCCAUCCCGCCUUCUCCAGGCUUCCCCUCCCUCGUUUUCAAAGAUAAAUGAAAUAAACGUGCGCGGACUGUCGAAGGCGUGAUGAUUCAGAGUUGCGCUUGAGUCCUCUUCCCUUCAUCCUCCCCCACUGUCUACAGGCGAGCUGGAUGUACAGGAACGAAGUGAGGGUCCAGGCUUCUAGGGAUUCAGUCCCACUCACCACCCUCCCCCUACUCCAGGUCGGGGCAGCCCGGGAUUCCUGCAGCAAAGAGGUGCGUGCGUGCGGGGGACGUGGGAAACCGGCUACCUGGCUGGCAUCGGCCACAGCCGGUGCUGCGGCGCCACCUCGUGGUCUCAGGGAGGCUAGCUGGUAGAUCUGGUCUCCAACGCUUCCUUGUAGGUGUCAGCUCUGCUAUUGAGGGAGCCUAUGACUUUAGAUAAAGUUACUCCGCCUUUCUGCACCUGUUUCUCACUGUUCCUAUGAGGGGCUUGGGUCUCUAACAGCAAUAAAAUUCUGGUCUGUA
This is a messenger RNA of Pan troglodytes (chimpanzee), 1857 nucleotides long. It is a transcript of the gene PITX3, whose product is annotated as paired like homeodomain 3. The transcript has 4 exons. The coding region runs from base 193 to 1101 and encodes 302 amino acids. Gene Ontology annotation, biological process: regulation of transcription by RNA polymerase II; anatomical structure morphogenesis. Gene Ontology annotation, cellular component: nucleus. The record is from RefSeq and is a predicted model, not a curated record. Lineage: Eukaryota; Metazoa; Chordata; Mammalia; Primates; Hominidae. Gene Ontology annotation, molecular function: RNA polymerase II cis-regulatory region sequence-specific DNA binding; DNA-binding transcription factor activity, RNA polymerase II-specific.